This is a messenger RNA of Thermothelomyces thermophilus ATCC 42464, 2430 nucleotides long. RefSeq lists its product as uncharacterized. The transcript has 2 exons. Gene Ontology annotation, molecular function: G-rich strand telomeric DNA binding; telomerase inhibitor activity. Gene Ontology annotation, cellular component: chromosome, telomeric region; nuclear telomere cap complex. The coding region runs from base 237 to 2276 and encodes 679 amino acids. The record is from RefSeq and is a predicted model, not a curated record. Gene Ontology annotation, biological process: regulation of telomere maintenance via telomerase; telomere capping. NCBI's taxonomy places the organism in Eukaryota, Fungi, Ascomycota, Sordariomycetes, Sordariales, Chaetomiaceae.
UGGAAAGUGGUGCAACACGCGUCUCCAAGCGCGUCUGGCCUAGACACCAAUAUACACUACCGAUCACUUGUGAGAUGGGGGAACAAGACAAGGGGCCGACCAUACCAAACACUCCAGGCCUCAACCUGCAUGGAGCUGGAACUCCAGCCACUUUGUUUCUCUCUCUUUGUCCUGUCAUGAAUUCCUAGACAUUUAAAUCCUCCCUCCAGUCCUGCCGUCCCUGGGCUCGAGCAGCGAUGCCCGCGGGGGCCUCCCGAAAGAGCGCCGAAGGUGCUGCCCCGCCCGAAUCCUCCAUUCCGCCCAGUUUUGUCCAGAUCAGGCCAAUUCUGGAUGAGGUUGUGUCUCCGGGGGGCUUGGUCAAUGUUAUCGGCGUGGUGAAGGAUUGCCGUCUUCCCAUCCCAACUAAUGGCAAUGAUCACAAAUGCACCAUCACCCUCUAUGACCUUUCCACGGACGAGGAUAACCAUGACAUUAACUUUGUCGUCUUCCGUCCGGAGGCCGACAUGCCUAGAGUCACGGCCGGUGAUGUUGUGGUCGCGACCAACGUGAAGGUGCAGAGGUAUCGUGGAGACCUGUCUCUCAUCACCAACCGUACAACGUCCAUUCGUGUCUACACGGCCUCCAAGAUUCCACCACGGCCACAAUCCGCCAAGAUCGCCCUAGCGCCGGCCUCAAAGCGAGACACCCACGUGCCCACCGUCGCGGAGACCGCCUACGUUUCUCACAUUUACCACACAAUCGACAAGUACUCCCUCCCCGGCGAGCACGAGUUUCAGGCUAGAGCAGAGCAGUCUCUGAAUGUCAAGCAGAAAUUUAGCCUGCUCAAAGACGUACAGGAGGGCAAGUUUUGCGACUUGAUCGUGCAAGUAGUCAGGGAUCCCUACGAUGGCCUCACCGCGCUCACCCUGUACGUCUCGGAUUACACCGAAAACCCGCGUUUCCACCCACGGGCAUGGGAAGGACUCUCGGAUUCCGGACUCGGAGAUGGCGAUCCAUAUGGCUACACCACUGGCGUGGCCGAUGUGCCCAACAAGGAGUGGGUUGGGCCCUACGGGAGGAUGUCGCUCCAGAUCACCUGCUUCGAGCCCCACGCUACCUUUAUCCGGGAGGAAGUAAAGGCUGGGCAGUGGGUAGGCUUGCGUAAUGUUCAGAUCAAGUAUGGCCGCGACGGCCGGUUCCUCGAAGGAUUCUUGCGUGAAGAGCGCGGGUCUUCCUCCAGGCGGGUCAACGUGGACAUUCUGGAUCUCGCCAACGCCGACACCAUAGACCCGAACCUGAAGGAGGCGAUCCGGCGAUGCCGUGACUACCACAAGAAGAAAAGGCAGCAGAUUAAAGCAAUCAAAGCUGCUGAAGCAGCGGGUAUGAAACGCAAAGCCUCCCUCUCGUCCAAGAAAGAAGACCUGCCUCCCAAUUCCAAAGAACGGCGUAAGCAGAAGCGAACGGCAAAGGAACAGAGUGAGAGCGAGGAGGUCCUCAACCAAGAGCCUCCUCACCUUGGACUGAACGACCACAUCACCUGCGAAACACACAACGCUCAGUACUCCACUAUCGAGUCGAUCCUUGAACCGGUAUCGUAUGAAACAACGAUUAACAACCAGACCGCCAGUUUUGUGGUGCCUUUUGUCUGCGCCAAGUACCGCGCUGUCGUGCGCGUCGUUGACUUCUUCCCGCCCUCAUUAGAGGACUUCGCUUGCAGUCGCAAGCAGACUGUCUACGACAUGCUCUCCGACAACGAAGCUGACAGUGACUGCGUCUCCUCAACGUCCGACGAAGGCGGCGCAGUCGACGGCGACCGGAUUUGGGAGUGGCGUUUUGCACUGCAGCUCCAAGACCCAGCGCCUCCGGGCCACACAAAGCAGGCCGAACGUCCGCCCCGGAUCUGGGUUCUUGUUGACAACAUCGAGGCGCAGUGCCUGACCGGGCUCGACGCGACCGACCUCCGCCAAGAUCCGGAGACGUUACAGAAACUCCGUGAGCGUAUGUCCCUGCUGUGGGGGAAUCUGGAGGAGCACAAGGCACAAACUGCAGAGAAAAGACGAACGGAGAAAGGUGCGGAGAACGUGGGGCAGAACAGAUUUAGGCACCACCUACGCCUCCAGAAGCCGCCGUUACAGAGCUCACCCGCGGAAGACAACGAGGGCGAGGGGAUUGAGGGCUUCGUUUCGAACAGGCCCUUUGCUUGUUGCAUCAAGCAAUAUGGCGUUCAGGGGGAAGGGGGCGCAUGGGUGCGAUGCUUUGGACUUUUUGGGACCAAGAUAUUAGUCACGGGUCCAUGAACUUGGCUGCGAUGACGGGGUUUGCUUGCGCUUGGGCAUGUCUAGUGAUUUAGGAGUUUCCGGAAUGAAGUGUAUGGAUGGAACGGUUAAUGAAUUACUCCAUGACGAGCUUGUGGUAUCUCUAACCUCGCAAACGCGGUCUGCUAGACGCCAA